This is a messenger RNA of Phascolarctos cinereus (koala), 1474 nucleotides long. It is a transcript of the gene STN1, whose product is annotated as STN1 subunit of CST complex. NCBI's taxonomy places the organism in Eukaryota, Metazoa, Chordata, Mammalia, Diprotodontia, Phascolarctidae. Gene Ontology annotation, molecular function: single-stranded telomeric DNA binding. The record is from RefSeq and is a predicted model, not a curated record. Gene Ontology annotation, cellular component: CST complex. Gene Ontology annotation, biological process: telomere capping.
GCGGUUGAGGGGGAGGAGGUGGGGCUCGAGAUCACUGCAUGUGGCCGGCGUCCCCUCGUGGUACCAAGGCCCCAUGGUCCAAACCAGACUGGUUUCUGUGGCCCAAACGCGGCCUUCUGUCUAAGCACUCCAAAGUGACAUUAUCAUCAGCGAUCCUGGACCAUUCAGAGUUAAAUGGAAUUGAUAAUACAGUUUCCAAAUGCAGCUGGAGCCUAGAGAAUGUGAAGAGACCCCUUCCCUUUUAUGGGGUUUGGAUCCUGUGUUUUUAGCAUUUGCAAAAUUGUAUGUAAAGGAUAUACUGAGCAUCAAAGAGUCCCACCAAGCUCCAGGUGUAUUUUUUUACAAUGGGCACCCAAUAAAACAAGUAGAUGUUUUGGGGACAGUAGUUGGAGUGAGAGAGAGAGAGUCAUUUUACAGCUAUGGAGUUGAUGACAGUACAGGUGUUAUAAACUGCAUCUGUUGGAAAAGCUUACAAGAUACUAAGUUAUCUUCAGUUUGCUCCAGUAUGACUGGUGGGCAGAGUUUACCCUCACUGUUUAGGAAACUGCAGGAAACCAGAGAUAAGAAAACUAAAUUGGAAAUUGGGGAUGUUGUUCGAAUGAGAGGAUAUGUCCGUGUCUACAGAGAGCAACGAGAGAUCCAUGCCUCCACUUACUAUAAAGUGGAUGAUCCAGUGUGGAAUGUUCAGAUUGCAAGAAUGUUGGAGCUUCCAGAUAUCUACAGAAAAGUUUAUGACCAGCCUUUCUCAAAUGGUACAGUAGUAAAAGAAGAGACAGUAAGCAAUGCAGGUACCCUGGACCUUUCUAGUCAAACAAGUUUACUGAGUAAAAAAAUCCAGGACUUCCUUGUUGAGAACAAAGUGCAAACCUUUUACCAACAAGAGCUAGAAGCUGUGGAGUCUUUGAUAUCUACAGCCAGUCAGCCUGUUGUUGACAGGUCCUGUUCUGAACAGGUGAAUUUAGAAAACCGUCCAACUUCCAAAGCAAUUCACAACAUAUUUAAGGAAGCCAUACAACUACUGCAGAAGAAGGGAAUUGUCUUCCAGAAAACGCGUGACUUUACUGACCUGUAUUAUGUGACAAGUCAAGAUAAGGAACUACACAAAAAAAUCCUCAGUAUCAUUCAAGAUGAUUGCCAGAAACCAAGGCAUUCUGAGAAGGGUUGCCAUUUCCUUCACAUCUUGGCCUGUGCUCGCUUGCACCAUGACCCCAGCAUGAGUGAGGCAGUGCUGCAUCAGGUUUUGGAUCUCCUGGAGGACAAGAGUGAAAUAGUCAGCACAAUGGAAAGAUACUACACAGCGUUCUGAGAGGAAGGAAUUCAUUCUGAACGAGAAAACCUCUUAGAGCAGAGGGCAGGGGCUGGAAUUGUGCCCAGCAGGAAGACAUAGAAGAUGGUAUUCAUUUAUCACAUUUUAAAAUAUUUAAGUGGCUAUAACUUUGGGAGAAAAUUACUUUACAAUAAAAUAUAAAAGCAC